CUGAUCACCGCCAAGCGCUCAGUCGGAGUCCGCCAGGUUUAAAAUCCAUCACGCGUACGCGUUUGAGGCGCCGUUCAACCUGUUGAUCGCUGUCAAAACACUUGUGUCAACAAACGAUCCGAUCAGGGAACGAAUGUAAUAAGCGCGCGUAUUCGAUUACAUGGCACGCGAAGUUCACGAAUAUAAUAAUAUUAAUAAUAAUAAGACUGAUAAGAAUAACAGUAUCAUGUGGGCGAUCGCGUAAUUCCAUGUGGAAAAACUAUAUCGUCAAGUGCAUAUCGCGCUGACAUAAGCCGGGUGCCUCAAACAUUGCACCGUAUGUUCGGCACCGAUUGACCGAAUGGAAUUUUCAAAAUCAGCGUUUUGUUAUUCAGCACUACACGUAGCGCGCCUUGCGUCUCGAAUUAUUCGUAACGCUAGAAUUUUAAAAUAUCGAUCGUGAUUACGUAUGUGCGCAUGAUUUGAAACGAGCCGUUUGUUGCUCCGUGUGUAUCGGAGUGUGUUCUUAUAAAACUAGCGGAUUUAUUAAUAUCCCCGAUCCUCGCCGGAAAUCUCUCAACAUUGCCUCGCCAUAUCGGCAGCACGUAAGACGUGGAAGAUAUACACCUCGUCAUUCACCCAAUUCAUUUUCAUAAUUCCCUUCAAAAUUUUUCAUCAAGUUAUCGUUCGUCGACCGAAUUCGUUUGUGUUGUGUAAAUAACGAAAGUGCUCGUGCCUGUGACCGUGGCCUUGUGACUAGUGUGUCAAACGUGCGAUCGCUAUGACCUUUUGACUUCUUUGCCACUGAUCUUUUCUGGAGCGGAUAUGCAGAUAUUUUACCGUUGGAUCAACUCCGAUUAACUCAACGUAACAAUCAUGGCGCGGGCAAUGAUCUGGUGGCUGUGUGGGUUCGCGAUUGCAGCGCAGUUGCCGUCGGGUGUCAUCUCCAAGGCUGGUUUGUGCGAAGUAGAGACGGGUCAGUCGAACAUCAUUCUGGACAUCGAAGAGAGCAGAGGAAACGGUAUCGACCAAGAUACGGUUCCCGAGGAACUUCCGGUUUCCGGUGAUCCCUUCACCGAAACCACAUUAGAGCUGAUAUUCCCUGGCAGACGGCCCAUCUUCACUCUGGUUGGGAAAAAACUGAAACUUCUCGAGCCUCUGGAUAGGGACGCUGAAAACCUUUCACAUGUCGUAUUUCAGCUGACCUGCACCGUUAGAUCAACAAACAAGAAACGUACGAUACCCAUAAUCGUCAGAGUGUCGGACAUCAACGACAACGCACCGAAAUUCAUCAACACACCCUACGAGACCACCGUACCCGAGUUGACGCCGGUCGGUUCGACGAUCUUCAAGAACAUCAUGGCCCUGGACGCGGACGCCGGAGUAAACGGUCUGGUCGAAUAUUCCAUCGCUCCCGGCGAUGGAUCGGGAAUCGGAAACAGCGACGGAGUCGGACGCGACAGAAUAACCACCGCCGACGGUUACGGUUACUUCAGCAUCAACUUACCUCAUCAGGGACAAGUCACCGUCAAUCGGACGCUGGAUUACGAAAAAACUCAACGUUACCUGGUCACCGUCGUCGCUUCGGAUCGAGCGAGGGAUUCGUCCAGGAGAUUUUCCUCGACGACUACCCUUACGGUAAACAUCAAAGAUGACGACGAUCAGGAUCCAUCUUUUAUCUACCAGGGUUGCAUGCUGUCUGACGGCGCAUGUAUUAAUCCGGAAUAUUCCGCUUCCGUAUCCAGUGGAAUUUUAUCGGGAAUUCUCAAUAUUUCGCCGGAGAAAAUACAAGCGGUUGACAUGGACAGUAUAAACGCGAUGAUCCACUACUCGUUUCUCAGCGGUAAUCCACCGAACUACGGAGAAUUUUUUGAAAUAAAUCCAAACACAGGAGCCGUGAAGCAAAUAAAAGCCGUCGACACCACGGUCACCAAAAAAUUUGACAUCAUUAUCAAGGCUGUAGAGGUGUCCGAAGCUUCGCGAUCGGCGACAGCGAAGCUAACGAUUACGGUAAAACCCGUUGAUAGCAAUCCACCGGCGAUUAAGGCCUCGUCCGUCGAGGGAUUUGUCGACGAAAACGCUCCCAUUGGUACCAAAGUCAUCGAUGCCAAAGGCAACUUUAUUGUGCUCACCGUAUCCGACGCUGAUCUGGGACCGGAAGACCCGCAGCCAACGUACACGUUCGAAUUAACGACCAACUUUUUUGCCAUCGAUUCGUCCGGCGUACUCGUCGUUAACGAGGAGAACCUCGACCGCGAUCCACCGAGUCCCGGACGUUUUCGAUUCCAAGUGGUGGCCAGAGAAAAAUCGGGUAUAGCGGCGUCUUCGCCCUUGUCUUUCGUCGUUACGCUGAACGACGUCAACGACAACGCACCGGUACUACCCAUGACGGCACCGAUAACCGUGCAAGCCGGCGAAACGAAGAGAGAAGUGAUCAGGGUGGAGGCAACGGACAACGACGAGGGCGAGAACGCUGAGAUAACGUACAGCAUUUAUCACGUAUCGAACAACGGGAUUCAGAAGUUCAAGAUCGAUCCUAAAUCCGGUAUGAUCGAAUCCAUCGGGAAACUGAACGCCGGCGAACAGUACAGUAUCACCGUACAGGCUACCGAUAACGGCGGCAAAUUCACCCAGACCAUUGUCGAAGUCAACGUGAUUCCGGGCCCUAAUACCAGGAGUCCUGUCUUUCAACAGCCCGUUUACGAAGUACAAGUCAGCGAAGGUGCAUCCAUAAAUUCCACCGUCGCUACGAUCACGGCCGUUGAUCCUGAGAACGAUCCUGUGUCGUAUUCGAUUCUGUCGGGUAAUGAUUUGCGUCAAUUCGCUAUCGGCGACAAGUCAGGUGUCAUAACGGUGAUCAGGAAAUUGGACAGAGAGGACCUCACCCGCUAUCAACUGGUAAUCAAAGCGGAGGAUACGGGCGGACUGUCGAGCACAACGACGGUGAACAUCAAGGUGACCGAUAUCAACGACAAGAAUCCCGAAUUCGAGAAUUUGCCCUACGAAUUUUCCGUAAAAGAAGGUGAGGCAAGGAAGUUGAUCGGUCGCGUACAUGCUUCCGAUGCGGACGAGGGCAUAAAUGCAGAAGUGACCUAUUUCGCUCCCGACGAUAUCCCAUUCACCAUCGAUCCAGACACGGGUGACGUACUCACCAAAGUUGCCCUUGACUACGAGCAAAAUCACGAGUACAAAUUCGUGGUUACCGCCAGAGACGGGGCACCGGAUCCCCGACUCGCCACAGCGACCGUUACCGUCAAAGUCAUCGACGUUGAGGACGAAGUACCAAUUUUCCAUCAAAGUAGCUACGAAGCCAGAGUCAAAGAGAACGUACCCGAUUACAUGGUCACCCAAGUUACCGCUGAUGAUCCGGAUACCAAGAAACAGGUCACAUACGUUAUCAAACAAGGCGAUACCGACUUAUUCAGCAUUGAUCCGAAGACCGGCGUCAUAAAAACCGUCAGAGGUCUCGAUUACGAAAGAGACAAUCAGCACAUCCUCAUUAUCGGGACCGCAGAAAACACCAACGAUCUUCCGGGUGCAACGACUAGAGUCGUUGUCAACGUUCAGGAUCAGAACGAUAUCCCUCCCGUCUUCACCUCGAUACCCCGCCCCAUCACUCUGGACGACGAUGUUCCGAUAGGAACGACGGUCAUCAAUCUCGUGGCGACCGAUUCCGAUGGUACUGCGCCAGGAAAUCAGGUGAGAUACGAAAUAAUCGGACGCGGGAUCGCGAGUAAAUAUUUCCUCAUCGAUCCGGAUACCGGAGUGAUUAGAGUGCGGGACGAUCUGCGGAAGGAAACUGACUCCGAAUAUCAGGUCGACGUCAGAGCGUACGAUUUGGGCUCGCCGCAGCUCUCCUCCGUUACGACCGUGCCAAUUUUCGUUCGCCACGUGGCCACCGUUCCACCGGAAAUCGGAUUAGGAUUUGCCGAAGAUUCUUACACAGUCGAGAUACCGGAGGAUGCCAGUGACGAUACUUUGAUUAAAAUUUUGACCAUUAUCAACAACCACGCUCAUCACGAUACACCGCCGUUGAGAUGCGCCAUUUACAGCGGUAACGAGGACGGACUUUUCGAAGCUAGCAUUACCGAGGAGAGAAACUGUGCCCUGAAAUUGAAAAAAAGUGGACUGGACUACGAGACCAAUGAAUCUUACCGAAUAAAAAUCAAACUCGAAUCUUUGUCCGGACUCGUGAACGCCGACAGAAACACGACUAUGGUCAAGAUCCAGGUCCUCGACGUGAACGACAACAAGCCUUAUUUCGUGUUUCCGGAAAGCGGCCGUGAAUUGACGAAGGGUAGAUACUUCGCGGCCAUCUCUAGGUCCGCACAAUUUGCUUCGACAGUUCUCCAGGUGAAGGCUCUGGACAAGGACAAUGGAAAAUUUGGAAAACUCGAGUACAAAAUCCUCAACGGUCGCGGUUCGGAUUUCUUCACCAUGGAUGGAUUCUCCGGUAUAAUUCGAACCGCCACUACGUUCGAUAACGUCGACAACGCCCAGUUGCCUUUCAAAUUCAACGUCCAAGUCAGAGAUAAUCCCAAUUCGACGACCGAUUCAAACGCCAUCGAAGCGCCGGUUAUCGUCAAUUUGAUCGGUGGUGAAAAUCUGCUGGUUCUCGUCGUUCAGGACGCACCGGCGGAUGUCCUUCAGAAAGAAGUAUCGAAAAUCGCCGGCGUUAUCGAAGACAAAACUGGACUACUGGUCGGGGUUGAAAGAGUCGCCGUGAGAAGAUCCAUCACAAAGAAUGGAACCGUCGAAACUAUCCCUGGAGACUCGGACUUCUGGUUUUAUGCCAUCGAUCCGGUCACCGAAAAGAUUCUCGAAGGGAACAGCUCGCUGAUCAAAAGAGUGCUGUUGGACAGAUCUGCGGUAUCCAACAUCACUUUUGACGUCUCGACUUUGAUCCAUGCGACUGCUACUGAUAUUCACGUACCCGUGUCCGUCCCCGAGCCCAUCGUUAAACAAACAACGAUUGCGUUCAGUGGCGAAGUUUUCCCCUACGCCCUAAUCGUUAUCGCCUGCAUCAUCCUAGUCCUGGGAAUCGCUGGGAUAAUAUACAUCUGCAUCUCGUGGUCAAGGUACAAAGCUUACAAAGAUCGUAUGCAACGUAUGUACGUCGUACCGAGGUACGAUCCCGUCUACGUGGAACCGAAUCUCAAGGAAUACGAGACUCAGGUACUGCAGAUGAGCGUACCAGUCGAUGACAAUGACAGCUACAACGACUUGCAGCUCGAUUUCAGUAACAAGAACCACGCUUUCAGCCUCGACAAUGUCAGCUACAUCACAAAGGAUCACGGUGGAAGCACAGGUCAACAGAGUCCGGUGAGUUCGGAAGCGGCGACAACCGCAAGAGCCUCGAGCAUCGCCGGAAAUCACGCGGAUUCGAACGCCCAAUCUUUACGUCGUAAUACGCUAGGGCGAAAAAACGUCAAUCUAAAUACAAUGAACACCAUCAACAACAUGAAUACCCUCAAUAGUCACAAUCAUAAUCACGACACGCCGGUUCUCAAUCCGCUCUACAACCACGGGGACGAACUUCUCAAUCCGAGUCCUUCCAACGAUAACGUAACUUUUCGAGAAAGGAAGGAUUACUCUCAUCUGGGUUUCACUUAUCUCGGCGAUCAAAGUCCCGUCGAAACAACCACGGAAUUAUAGUAAACCGUCCGGAAAAAAAAUGGAAGAAGUGGAUCACACUUGUACCGAAAAUGACGUGAGUUUUUAUAGUUGUAACAAUCUAAUCCUAUGUGCGCAUCUGCGGGGAUAUUGACAAGUAUAUUUUACUGAAUGAUAUCGUUUUAUGUAGAAAAAAAAAAAAAAGAAAAAGCUCGUCAUAAAAUUUCGGUAAAAUUGGAAACCUGCUCGUGUGUGUCCCUUGCGAGAAUCAAAAGGCUGCGCGAUUUAUACGUUUUCGAUAUAUCCGCGCGGCGACAAGUUGUAAAAGUAAACGCGUUUCAAGACUCAAUUAUAAUUUAUGUGAACAUGUGAACGUUUUCAAAUGUAAUCGGACGUCGCGUUUACGACUGCUGUAGAGUGUACUUAAUCAACGAAAAUAAUUUCAUAAAUUUACACUUAUUAUUAAUAUAAUGUUUUUUUUUUUUUUUUUAAUGAUAUAAAUAAUACUUCCUUACGUGUGUACGCUGCAAUGCUAUGCGAAUUGUUUUUGUUUGUUUUUAUUAUAAUAUAUAUUAUAUAUAUUAUAAAUGUGUAAAUUAUGUCAUCGCGGAGUAUAAUUGGUCAUAUGAAGACGGAAUGAAUGUAUAAUAUUGCCAAUGUUCGAUAGAAAAUUCUCCUUACUUUUAGAUAAUGAAAUAAUAUUUUUGUACAUUGAUAUUCUGACGGAAUUGUGCGGCAAUUAUUACGAUGUAUUCUUUUACUCGGUAUGUAAUAGUGUCCAUACAUGAGAUUAAUGUAUGAUAAAAAAUAUAUUAUUAAAUAACUUUAUCAACGUCGGUAAAAAAUAAAAGAUACGAUAUUCGCAUAAUACACGCCUGUAACAUAAACUGCGCAAUAUGGCGGUCGAUUUUGUAAAACUAAUAAUACGACAUGAGGAUCGAUAAUAAUUCUUUUCAUUCGGAGUCAGUAACCGUCCAUUAUAAGUAGGAAUUAUGAAAAUAUUUAAUUUCAUCACACGAGAAGUUGUUGAAAAAAAUUCUUACAACUGACCCAGUUCUACAAAUAUACGUAUACUAUAGAGGUAUGAAGAUUCAAUGAGAUCUCGUACUAUAAUUUAUGAUAUUACGUUGCAAUAAUUCUUAUUUUUUACAUGAGUAAAAAACGAGGAAAAAAUAAUUGCAUUUGCUCAUAUUAUGCAUUUUUUUUUUAGUAACCGCAUAAUUAUUGUUAAAUGAAACGUAUGUGUGCCUUGUUUGUCUUUUUUUUUUUUUUCUUUUUCUUUUAUUUUUUUAAUCGCAUUAGUCUCGAUUCGAAGAUGGUUAAUUGAACGACGUCAUAUCGAGGAAAAUACCGGGAGCUGCAGGUGGUGAUCGGUGCAUAACUUUUACUGUUCGUACGUCAGUCGAGUCUUACGAGAUAAGGAAACAGAAAUUAACGAAAAAUCCUUGACGAUCUUACACUAGGAAUAUCUGGUCGAACGCAUAAUAUUUAAUUUAACGAAAUGAAAUUAUAUUAUUGUAAAAAUUUGUUAAUAAUUAUUAAUAAAAAAACAAAAAAAAAAACAAAA
Athalia rosae (coleseed sawfly) is the source of this 7159-nucleotide messenger RNA. It is a transcript of the gene Cad99C, whose product is annotated as cadherin-99C. The record is from RefSeq and is a predicted model, not a curated record. Gene Ontology annotation, molecular function: calcium ion binding. Gene Ontology annotation, cellular component: plasma membrane. The transcript has 22 exons. Bases 856 to 5634 code for a protein of 1592 amino acids. NCBI's taxonomy places the organism in Eukaryota, Metazoa, Arthropoda, Insecta, Hymenoptera, Athaliidae. Gene Ontology annotation, biological process: homophilic cell-cell adhesion.